UUGCAUAAAAGAAUUCACACUGGGGAGAAGCCCUAUAAAUGCUUUGAGUGUGGGAAGAGCUUUGCUCAGAGCACACAGCUUAAGCGGCAUCAAGGAAUUCACACUGGGGAGAAGCCCUAUAAAUGCUUAGAAUGCGGGAAGACCUUUGCUCGGAGCAUGGAGCUUAAGCGGCAUCAAAGAAUUCACACUGGGGAGAAGCCCUAUAAAUGCUUAGAAUGCGGGAAGACCUUUGCUCGGAGCACGGAGCUUAAGCGGCAUCAAAGAAUUCACACUGGGGAGAAGCCCUAUAAAUGCUUUGAGUGUGGGAAGAGCUUUGCUCUGAGCUCACACCUUAAGCGACAUCAACGAAUUCACACUGGGGAGAAGCCCUAUAAAUGCUUAGAAUGUGGGAAAACUUUUGCUCAGAGCACACAGCUUAAGCGGCAUCAACAAAUUCACACUCAUCAAAGAAUCCACACUGGGGAGAAGCCCUAUAAAUGCUUAGAAUGCGGGAAGAGCUUUGCUCGCAGCACAAGCCUUAAGCUGCAUCAAAGAAUUCACACUGGGGAGAAGCCCUAUAAAUGCUUAGAGUGUGGGAAGAGCUUUGCUCAGGGCACACGACUUAAGCAGCAUCAAGGAAUUCACACUGGGGAGAAGCCCUAUAAAUGCUUAGAGUGCGGGGAGAGCUUUGCUCACAGCACAAGCCUUAAGCAGCAUCAAGGAAUUCACACUUGGGAGAAGACUUAUCAAUGCUUAGAAUGCGGAAAGAGCUUUGCUCACAGCACAAGCCUUAAGCUGCAUCAAAGAAUUCACACUGGGGAGAAGCCCUAUGAAUGCUUAGAAUGCGGGAAGAGCUUUGCUCACAGCACAAGCCUUAAGCUUCAUCAAGGAAUUCACACUGGGGAGAAGCCUUAUAAAUGCUUAGAAUGCGGGAAGAGUUUUGUUCUGAGUUCACACCUUAAGCUGCAUCAAGGAAUUCACACUGGGGAGAAGCCCUACAAAUGCUUAGAAUGCGAGAAGACCUUUGCUCAGAGCACAGAGCUUAAGCUGCAUCAAAGAAUUCACACUGGGGAGAAGCCCUAUAAAUGCUUAGAAUGCGGGAAGACCUUUGCUCAGAACACACAGCUUAAGCAGCAUCAAAGAAGGCACACUGGGGAGAAGCCCUAUAAAUGCUUAGAGUGUUGGAAGACCUUUGCUCACAGCAGCAGCCUUAAGCUGCAUCAAAGAAUUCACACUGGGGAGAAGCCCUAUAAAUGCUUAGAGUGUGGGAAAAACUUUGCUCAACGUGCAAGCCUUAAGCAGCAUCAAAGAAUUCACACUGGGGAGAAGCCCUAUAAAUGCUUUGAUUGCGGGAAGAGCUUUGCUGAGAGCGCAAAACUUAAGCUGCAUCAACGAGUUCACACUGGGGAGAAGCCCUAUAAAUGCUUUGAGUGUGGGAAGACCUUUGCUCAGAGCACACACCUUAAGCGGCAUCAAGGAAUUCACACUGGGGAGAAGCCCUAUAAAUGCUUAGAAUGCGGGAAGACCUUUGCUCUCAGCUCACACCUUAAGCAGCAUCAAAGAAUUCACACUGGGGAGAAGCCCUAUAAAUGCUUAGAGUGCGGGAAGACCUUUGCUCAGAUCACACACCUUAAGCAGCAUCAAAGAAUUCACACUGGGGAGAAGCCCUAUAAAUGCUUAGAGUGUGGAAAGAGCUUUGCUUGCCGCAGAAGCCUUAAGUGCCAUCAAAGAAUUCGCACUGGGGAGGAGCCCUAUAAAUGCUAAGUGUAC
Elgaria multicarinata webbii is the source of this 1749-nucleotide messenger RNA. RefSeq names its product zinc finger protein 658B-like. The transcript has 2 exons. The record is from RefSeq and is a predicted model, not a curated record. The annotation marks the transcript as partial. NCBI's taxonomy places the organism in Eukaryota, Metazoa, Chordata, Lepidosauria, Squamata, Anguidae.